AUGGUAGAACCACCCGCCUCAGAGGGAGAGAUCUCGCCCAACACGGUUCCUUUGACCGCCUUUGUCUCGUUCCCCUCGCCAUAUACCCAGAGCCUCAUCGUGAAGGCCCUCAUAUCUUGCCUGUCCUCCAUCUCCAUCUCGCUCCUCCCGCCAGACGACGAGGAUCCACCCCGGCUCCAGUGGGCCGACUAUGACCUCAUCUCAUUCGACAAGCCCCAUGCCUCGCCCUCAACCCACCUCAUCUCUUCCUACAUCUACCGUAAAGCCCUUAUCCGGAAACAUCAACUUCACCUCACUAUUACCGAGUAUCUCGCGAAAUGCGAUCAUCGCGGCGUAAAGAGUGUACUGAAGGAUGGAGGGGUGCCAAAGGGAUGGGUGGUAGACUUGCAGUUUGCGGAUGAGCUGGACGAGCUUUUGAUGGAUGAUUUGUAUGAGUUGGCCGAGGGGAUGCAGUCGAAUGAGGAGAAGAGUGACGCGGAGAAGAGCUGGUACAUCCUGAAGCCGGGCUUUGCCGAUCGUGCCCAGGGUAUACGGAUGUUCUCCUCGGAAUAUGAGCUGAGAGCUAUCUUUGAGUCUUUCGAGCCGCCAUCAUCAGACGAGGAAGAUGAGGAUGACGAUGAUGAGGAGGCGGGUGCGGAAAAAGGUGAUGAGGAAGAUGUCGAGGCGUUUGAGCGGAGGCUGGUUGAGAAGACCGCCAAGAUGGGUGUUGAAGAUGAAGAAGAAGGCGGGACGGGCGUGAUGACUUCACAAUUGCGACAUUUCGUGAUACAGCAGGAAUACAUGCCUCGACCAAUGCUCUUUGACAUACAUCAAAGCGAAGCUACAUCUGAAACACCCUCAAAGGGGCGUAAGUUCCACCUCAGAGCCUACGUCCUCCUGACCGGCGACUACACCCUGCAUCUCUCCCGCACCCUCCUAGCUCUCUUCUCUUCGGACGCCUACACCCACCCCACCUCUUCCACGGCAUACGAUGACGACGCUCUUCGGCCCCAUCUGACCAAUACCUGUCUGCAGACGGAUGAGCUGGGCCAGACUAUCCCGGAUGAAGAGCUGGUCAAGCUCUUCUGGGAGCUGGAGGGGUUGGACGCGCUCGCUCUGGGUGCAGACGGGGAGUACGGCAGUGAAGGAAAAGUCGGGAAGGAGUGGUUGAAAAGUACGUUUGAGAAGGUGGGGGAGGUGGUGGCGGAAAGUGUGAGGGCCGGGGUGGAGUGUGGGAGCUUUGGGUUGCAAUUGAUGCCGAAUGCGUUCGAGAUCUUCGGCGUCGACCUCCUCCUCUCUUUCCCACCAACAUUAUCUUCAGAUCCUGCCGACAAUCAGCUCCCAAUACCGACCGUCACUUUGCUCGAGUUCAACGCUUCGCCCGACUUUGUCCAAUCUGGAGACCGCCUGAAACCGUUGUUGGCGGAUAUGUUCAAGGGGGUCGUACACCUUGCCAUCGCGCCAUUCUUCGGUAUACACACAAGGACUCCUGCCGAUGAUGAAGAAAGGGAGACCCGAAAUGCCGGGGACGUGAUGGGCUGGAGAAAGAUUGGGGAGGGCCAAGUGCGUGGGCCAUCAGGAUGA
This is a messenger RNA of Dioszegia hungarica, 1563 nucleotides long. Its product is annotated as tubulin-tyrosine ligase family-domain-containing protein. Bases 1 to 1563 code for a protein of 520 amino acids. Lineage: Eukaryota; Fungi; Basidiomycota; Tremellomycetes; Tremellales; Bulleribasidiaceae. Gene Ontology annotation, biological process: protein modification process. The record is from RefSeq and is a predicted model, not a curated record. Gene Ontology annotation, cellular component: P-body. The transcript is spliced from 8 exons.